Messenger RNA from Gaeumannomyces tritici R3-111a-1, 1721 nucleotides. RefSeq lists its product as hypothetical. The transcript is spliced from 4 exons. The record is from RefSeq and is a predicted model, not a curated record. NCBI's taxonomy places the organism in Eukaryota, Fungi, Ascomycota, Sordariomycetes, Magnaporthales, Magnaporthaceae. The coding region runs from base 1 to 906 and encodes 301 amino acids.
AUGUCCCAGUACCCUCCUCCCCAGCAGUACCCGCCCCAGGCCUACGGCACGCCGCCGCCGCCUGGCGCUUAUGCCUCCCCUCCGCCGCCCCAGGGAUACCCUCCCCCGCAGCAGCCGAUGGGCUACUACCCGCCCCAGCAGGCACCUCCGCCGCCCGCGGAGGAGCCCAAGAAAGACCGCGGUUGCCUUUACGGGUGCACAGACUCCACGCGUUCAUCCUACGUCACCCCUCUCCUCGCCGUCUACCUAACCCAUCUGCUCCAAGGCACACUUGAACCAUUCAACGAUCAACCUUCAAUCCUCCUAUCGUCGACAUCCUCACCACCUAAAUCACUCCAGGUCACCAUCUCCGACGCCGAACAAGAGAUAUCUGCCGUCUCGAGCGCCACCAUCUCCGCUUCCCAAAUACCCUUCGCCGGCGCUGGCGCCUCCCUCGCUAUGAUGCGCCCCUUCGGUUUCCCCCUAACGCGACAUCCCCGCCCUGUGUCCCAUCCUCCGCCCGUGGUAGACUCUCCUCAAGACGACCCUGGUGUUGGUGCCAGCACUACCCCAACAAUGCCCGGCAGCUUCCCUGAAAGCGUCACCGUCUCGGCCCCUCACCGGCCCAGCGUGCUGGACGUGGUUGUGGCAAAGGCCAUGAUGGUGAAAGCCUUGACUCUGCCCCUUGAGCUGGUCAACAGGAUCAUGGACUUCGCCGAGUACUGGCCACACACGUCGGCACAGCUCGACUAUGGCGCCGCCCCCCGCGCGGUUGCUAGGGGCAGCUCCCCUCAAGAAGAUGUGUUCCUGGCAAGCAAAACUCGCGGGCCGUCUUCUCUCCCCUCCCACCAGUACUUGCGCUGCUUGACUGACCAUGUACCUCUGCCAUCGUUCCCAGCUGCGCACUGUUCCCCUCGGCUUGUUUAAGCAGGUAAACCCCGAUGCCGACCGCUACAAGACCGAAGAGGCCAAGCUGCUCUGUCUCUCGUCAGAGCACCCGGUCGAGCAGUUCCACAAGUGGAUUGGAUCGCCUUCCCACACGGUGCAACACCCUUGCCGCAAGGUUGUCUUUACCAUCACGAGCAAAGAUCAAGGAUGGGGCGGCAUGCAUGGCGACCAGAACACUUAUCGACAUUCUUGGACUUGGUUUGAGGCAGGGCUGGAGAGGAUCGACGCGUCGGGAGAGUGCGGAAGCAACUGUCCCGAUCAUGCCCGACAGGCUAUGAACGAGUCUUCGAUCUCGACUCCGCGGCCUGACAUCAGUCUCUGCGCCCUGCGCCCCAUCGUGCCACCUCUUUCGGGCGAACCCCACGAGCGCCUCCAGAUGCGACACCCUACUCACCAUAUGGAGGAAUACAUGAUCCAGUGCAACAAGACAGCCUCACGCGACGGCCUGCAGACCCACGUUGUUGAAUGGCGGGCCGACGACCACAUCGAUCCAGACACGCCACAUGCACAGGAACUGGCCGAUAGUGGCCGGGGCAGGGCUACGGGUACGGGCAAGUUUGUGCGAGAUCUCAAGCUGGGAGACGUGGUUACUGUUUGGGCAAAGGCAAGGUUCCCCGGCUGGGAAAACAGGCUGAGCUUUCUUAAGGUCGACAUGUACUGGGCAGUUUGAUGGAUUGUAAUUAUCGUUAACCAAUACGCUUUACGUUUAUGGAAGAUUCGCUCCGGCGCUUUUAGCAUUGCGCUUCAGGGGCUUGGUAGCAGGACAUUCCAAUAUCUUUUUCCCAUGCGUCAAA